Bacidia gigantensis is the source of this 1761-nucleotide messenger RNA. RefSeq lists its product as uncharacterized. Lineage: Eukaryota; Fungi; Ascomycota; Lecanoromycetes; Lecanorales; Ramalinaceae. The record is from RefSeq and is a predicted model, not a curated record. The transcript has 2 exons. Bases 1 to 1761 code for a protein of 586 amino acids.
AUGGACACCAAAGAGAAGCGAGCGACCUCCAGAUAUGUCACUGCAAUCUUGGACCCCAGCACUACAGGGAUUUCAAUAGAAGACUUAGCAUCAAACCGUGGAGACGGGCUUUGUGUGGCUUCAAGGCUGGGACCUGAUCCUUUGAUCCCAUUAUCUGCAAAGGAGCUUGACCCUCGAUCUGUCGAUAUUGAUUCUAUCUGUCGCUGGCUUACAGAGUGUGACUCCAUGCACUCGCUAGCCUGCAAGCCACAAGCUUCUCACAAUCUCAAUCACAUCAGGCUCAUUGACGUGGAGUCCCGCUGUAUUGUAAAUUAUUCAUCUGAAACGCGUAUUUAUCUGGCGUUGAGCUAUGUAUGGGGAAAGGGCAGACAAAAUGUAGCUGGAGCUGGGCUACCAGGUACCAAGCUUGGAAUACUUCCUCCUACAAUUGAAGACGCUCUUGCUUUCACAAGAGAUCUCGACAAGCGAUAUUUGUGGGUAGAUCUUGUGUGCAUUGAACAAAACAAUGAAAACGACAAGCUCAAGCAAAUGGGGAUCAUGAGCGAUAUAUUCCAAGGUGCAUAUGCCACAAUUGUCGCAUUCGAUGGAACACGUCUCCUCGGACUCGGGCCAGCUCUCUACCAGUUGAAUUGGGUACUACCAUGGUCGAAGCGAGGAUGGACAUAUCAGGAGGCGAUCCUGAGCCCUAGAUGCAUCUUCAUCAGCAAGUUUCAUGUAUAUAUGGAAUGCAAUGCUCUGACCUAUUGCGAGACGCUCGAUUCCCGCCAGUCGCCCGUACACUUAUCACCACACGACAAAGACUCAUUCAAGAAAGAUACCGUGCUGCGGAAAAUCAACACCGGCGUGCUCCGGAGCCCCUUUUCCGCUAACAUAGACCUUGAGAACGGCGCACUCCAUCUUUACGGUCUCUACGUCGCUAUCUAUUCUAUCCGUGAUCUGACCAAGCAAUCCGAUGCCCUGUAUGCCUUUUCCGGCAUCCUUCAAGCCCUCGAAAAGACUGCGUACAAGAAGGGAUUUUCCUGGGCCUUACCCAAUGAAGACCUCAACUGGGCGCUCCUCUGGAAACCGGAAAAUGGCCAACGACGAAACGAGAGAUUUCCCACGUGGAGCUGGUUGAGUUGGCAGGGCCAAGUAUAUGUCGGACAGCCUACCGAGGAUAGACCAGAGGAUACACAUCGCUGGCUCUUUGAUCUAACGAUCUGGAAAGCUGGAAAUUCUGCCACGGAAAAGAUAUUUGAGCAACGGUACAGCGACAUGGAUGUUGCAGAAAAGAGGACUCUUCUCGAUGACCCUUUAGCUGAGACUAACAUACCUUCGGAAGAAGGCGAAAAAGACGAUGCACUUGCGCACCUUUGGAAUAUGGAACAUGCAGUAAAGAGCCAGACCCUCUGUAUCGAAAGCUACCUCUUCCGUUUCUCCCCUGCUGUUUGGGAAGAAAUUGUCAAAGCGAGGACCAAGAGGUUCCGCUACUUCAAAACUCUCAUUGAAGAUGUUUGGAUUUACUUUGUCGUUCUAAGCUCAAGUGACCUCAGCACUACUCAGGGGAGGAACAAAGGUGAAGCCCAGUUCCUGCUUCUUGCCCGAUUUCUGCACCCUGAAGAAGACGGUAAUGGUCUCGUCGAUCAUUACUUAUUGAUGAUCGAGUCUAAUGCGGCAGGCGUCUUCGAGAGGAGCUGUGUGGUUUUGAUGGAAGUACCGAAGGAAGAUCUAUGGGUCUUGGAGGAAUUGGGACUUGUGCGAACAAAAAUAUUACUCGCAUGA